This is a messenger RNA of Pseudomassariella vexata, 345 nucleotides long. RefSeq lists its product as uncharacterized. NCBI's taxonomy places the organism in Eukaryota, Fungi, Ascomycota, Sordariomycetes, Amphisphaeriales, Pseudomassariaceae. The coding region runs from base 1 to 345 and encodes 114 amino acids. The transcript has 2 exons. The record is from RefSeq and is a predicted model, not a curated record.
AUGCGUACUUUUUCUCGUUUUCUCCACCUCGUCCGAGUACAUCAAUGCAAGAUUACGAUGAUCUCGAGGCAGCAUGCAUAUAAGUCUCUCUACAAGGCGACUCUGUGGUGCCCGAGAAUCCUGAGGACGAGGUCAAUUUUCAUCGCGUGUGCUGUCAAGUCCUACAAGAAUGGUCGUCUCUACGAGCUGGAUAGAGAUCGGAAGGGCCCGGUGAAUGGAGGAUGCCUCGAGCAGAUUGAGGACGUUCUUUUGGGAAAGGCACUUGGAAGGAUCAGAGAAUCCGUUGGGAAGGUCGAAUUUGGCAUCGGGUUCAGACUGCUUGCGCUUGCACUAUUCCAAUCAUGA